CGUUUAUGUAAUAAAUUGAUAUUCAUUGUGAAUUUCUUAUAUUCUUUGAAUUUAUAUAAUGAAAGUGUCAAAGUUUUAUUUUAUUACCACCAGAAAUUUGCGACAUAAAGUGUCCUUUGAAAAUGAUUUUUAGAUGAAACGCUGACUUUACUCUUGUCACGGAGUAGGCUAUUGGCCAAUAAGAAUCUAGCUUAUGUCGAGAGACGUUGUUUUCUCGCUUGACUAACUAUUUAUUGGAGCGUGCAAUACAGCCGCAAAACGAGCAAGAUGGGGAAUUUAGGACUACAUACUGCAACAUCUGUACCUAUUUUAUCGUUUGGAAGGAUGUAAAUCAUGUUCCUUCGUUCCGAAACUAGGACACUGCGUCUUUGUUGAUGCUUUUACUGACUGGUAAAGAACAGAAGCUGCAUGUUCAAACGUCAUAUGGGUAUCUUUCCUCAACAGCUGAUUUUUUACUCUAUCUUUCACGAAUGACUAUGGCUUCUUUGCAACGUGAACACAGCAUGGAAGUGGACCCACCAUCGUCAGGGCCAGCUAACCACCCAGUUUCUACAGCAAGUGGCGGCUCCCUGAAGCGGUCCAACAGUGCUCCUAUGAUCAAUGUCUUAGUCUCCCAGCCAGAAAUUAGCCCUCCAACCAACACUUUCAAAGUGUCUGAGAGCUCAAGACUCCGGAGAUUCAGCUCCAGCUCGAUGUCGCUGAACCAGCCUGGACCAAGUACACCUGUAAAAAUCCCGGACAGAGUCAACAGGUUGAAAGAUGAAGAAAUUCACAUUGUGGAGAAGGAAAAAGAACAUGAGAGAGAUGUCAGUUCAGCAAUAAAGAUGUCCAGUUCCUGGCAGGAUUUCACCCUGGAGGACCCCCAUGAGGCCAUGUUGCCUGAUCCCCACAGAAGGCCCCGUUCCUUCAGCGAGUCUCUCCAUAUCAAUGUCUUUCCUCAGCCGACCAUGCUGGUUGGAAUGCCUUCUCCCACGAGAGUUGUACACCGUAAGCAAUGUUUCUCACCCUCCAUGCAGAUGCCAGUGAAGAGUAAUUCCUUUACUCCUAGUCCCUCACCAAGCCCAACCAGGAAGUCAUUUAUGAGGAGUUUGAGCCCCAUUGCUGUUCGUCCGAGCCCAGUGGGAAAAAGAAAAUUGGAACCAGACAUGGAGAGCUAUCUCAGUCCUCCCAAGAGAUUCCAGACCGGACCCAGUACUCCAGACCGGAUAAUGGCUCAUCCCCUUGCACACAGCAGUAUAUCGUCAAGUAGUUUAGAAGAUGGAAGUCCGGAGCAACUGGUUCCCCGUGUUGGAAAUGUGUCAGAAAUUCCGCACCCCCCUCCCCACAUGUACGGCUUCAUGCCUCUUAAAGACAAUUCAAAUGACAUGCAGACCACGGAUUCUGAGACGUCAGACAUCACGGAUCAUUCUGCGGAUAUUUCGGAUCAGAGCUCAAUCUCCAUCUCUGGAAGUCCGAGCUCAGGUUUUCAGCCCAUACGACAGACUCAUCACUUAUGACAUAUGGAGUCAGUUUAUUCACAUUACACCUGUAUAUAGUGUCAUCAUCCCAUACGAUUCCUUACUGGCAAAAAAAUAGUCAUUUUUGUAUGCAAGUUUAUGAGGGAAAACGGCAUUAGUGAAAAAAACAUGUUGCUUGUGCCUUUUUGAUGAAGUAGAAUUUUCCCAUUGAUUAAUGUAUAUUGGGUAACUUCGCUGUUGGAAAUAUUUGAGCCGAUUUUUUCCCCCCGCAAAUUUAGAGUUUUCACUUUAUAUUUUGGAUUCUUGUUGAAUUUGGUUCUAUUAUGUUAUACUUGUCUGAAAUUAACAGAAAUGGUUGUUUGGCACUUUUCUUUUUAGCCUUUUUUUUUAUAUACCAAAAAAAUCUACAUUUUCCAGCUUUCCAAAGUUAUCUAAUAUAUACAUAUUAUAAUUUCAUGCAACUUGGGUUAAAGGUUACAUGAUGCUGUAGAUAAGAACUGGAAGUGUAAAACAUAAGGAAUCUGUCAGCCAUUUUGUAUAUAAUGCAUUCAUUCACAUCAUACAAACACUUGAUAGAAAUUAUUUUUUUUCGUAUCUUCAUAUUAUACACGGUACGCUAAAGCUAUGUCUUUCUCUAGCUCAUUGUGUUGUAUAUUUCCACAAAAAAAAGGUUGUCUAGGAAUCGUCAUACAUCAUUGUGUAAAGAAUUUCUUAACAAAGUGCUUCAUGAACACACCAUCAGAUUGAUCGCAGUCCUAUUUAAUCAGUUUGUCUUUGUAUUAAGGUGCAAUGUCCCUUUUGAUAUCGGAGAUAACUAUUGAGAAAUUUGUUUAUUAACAGUUUCUGUCUUUAAUGGGCGAAGCAGAGACCAAAACAACUUGCGGUUUGAUUUUAAUGUGGGUAUAUUACAUUAUGGAUGUCCAGAGGGAUGUUGUCCUUGAUGAGAUUGUUCUCUAACAUUAACUGUGCUUUAACUGACUUGCCUGUUGUCGGAGUUUAUCAUCCAACACCCUUUGAAAACAUUAGAAUUUCUUGCCAAACCCCUCCCCCCCUUUCCUUCUCAAAUCGCCGAUCCCAUCUUCAUUUGAAAUCGAUGACAUUUUAUAUCUUGCUGUAAUCAUAAUUGGCCUACGUAACAGUUUCACAACCCCCUCCAAGACUUAUAUUUAUUUGUUUACCCGAUUAUAAUGAUGUUUAAGUUUCCAAAUUAUAUUGAAACAAAAUCUAGGAGAGUGGGAAUCAAAUGGGGUAGCUUAAUCGCACUGACGGUAGCAUAGCACGAUCACGUUUCAUUGUACAAUGUAUUGACACACAAGACAUUAGAAGGCGUAAAUCUGAAGGAAUUUCAGUGUAUAUAAUUGACACACAAGACAUUAGAAGGCAUAAAUCUAAUUACAGAAGGAAUUUCAUUGUACAGAAUUGACACACAACAAGACAUUAGAAGUCCAAUGUGUAAAUGUCUAUUUAAAACACAAUAUGGUGUGAAUGUGAGAGUGCAUGAUAAUAAACUAAUGUACAUACACAUUGUAUUAGGUGUGAGUGUAUACAGUUGUUUGGUUAUUUAAUAAAUAUGAUGAAGUAUUCAACGUGCUAUUUAAAGUCAUUUAGAAUUCUUUACUUGUAUAUAACAAAAAAACAACUUUCGAUCAUUUUGUUGUAGAGAGGUAGCUUUGAUGCACAGCUGCAUUCUGGGGUAUAAUUAUAGUGUUGUCCAAUUCAUGAAUUCUUCUUUUGGAACUUGUUAUAGUACAUAUGUACGUCAGGGAUUUUCUUAAGCAAGUGAUUUUUUCCUGUGGAGUGUAAAGGGUACAUGAUGUGCUGGAACUCCAUUGAUUGGUCGAUGGAGAACAUCUAUGUUUUAUUGUGUAUGUUAAUAGUUGAGUCACAAUAAGGCCAUAUUGCUUUUGAAAAGCAGGUGCAGUUAACAACUUAAUUUGCUCUCUUUAACUUACUCAUUUAAAUUGCAAGAUACAUAAAGCAUACUGAUUGUUCUCCAAAUCUACAAAAUUUGUUGGGACGAGUUGUUUGUACUAGUAUAACUAAAAGCAAAUAAAUUGAUGCCUGUUAUUGUGGAUAGGCCCACUUCCACUGUGCAUAUGUGUGUGUGAGGGGGGUGGGGGUGGUGGUAAAGUUAUGGACUGUGGUACAAAGAACGUUUGUACGUAGUCCAGUCUUGCCAGCUGCAUUUUAUAUUGAUGACCUUUAUACAACAAAUUGCCAAUGUACUAUAUCGCACCAUUUUGUACAUUUCAAAAAUAUCGUCUCACUGGUUAACAAAUUAUAUCUGUACCAAAGCAAGCUAAGCUCUCCUUUGGAGAUAUGUGAAUCUGAUGUAUGCUCUUUUUGUACAGGUUUAUAUAUGUCCUUUACAGUAUUUGUUAAUAUGUCACAAAAUGUGCAAUCUGUUAAUGAUAUACCAUCAUCUUUACUGUAUUAAAUCAUUAUGUUGUAAAUACUGUGUAAAUAAACAUGUAUGUCUGUUCAGUAAAGAAAUCAGAAUUCAGACAGAG
This is a messenger RNA of Ostrea edulis (European flat oyster), 3967 nucleotides long. RefSeq names its product P2R1A-PPP2R2A-interacting phosphatase regulator 1-like. The record is from RefSeq and is a predicted model, not a curated record. Gene Ontology annotation, molecular function: protein serine/threonine phosphatase inhibitor activity. The coding region runs from base 375 to 1496 and encodes 373 amino acids. The transcript has 9 exons. Lineage: Eukaryota; Metazoa; Mollusca; Bivalvia; Ostreida; Ostreidae.